AUGAAGUAUCCUUUAUGUGAUUCAUCAUCUUCGUUAAUUUGCACGCGCGAUCGAGUUGCGGCUGUAGGGGAGUAUUCUUCUCUGUUGGCCGCUGGUCUGGCAGAGUCAGUGGGGUUAACACAAGUGCAGCGUUCUGCUAAAGCUCUUGCCGUGCUAUUGUCAGAGUACCGGAGCAUAACGCGUGUAUGGUACUGGCUUGUUGUUGUUUCAGAUCUCUCACCUGCUGGUUUGCGUCAAUUAAUGUACAGCUCGCCUAAUUUUUCUGUUUUUGCUGCAAGUAUUUCAAGUACAGUGGCUAUGGCAUUGUUUUUGUUAAGUGAAGAGGUGGCUCUUUUGUCAAAUGUGGGUGUUUUACAAAAGAGUUUGCGCCCAUAUGUUUCUCGAUUGGUACCUGUUUUUCUUUUCUACUAUAAUCUUCUGAAGAUGAUGGUAAGCGCUGCGUUGCUUUGUACUGCACGUCGUAUAUCUUUUGAGGCCACGGACACACAAAGUGUAUUACGUCGGCGUCGUUACAAGGAGAUGUUUAUUAGAUUCUUGGAGGCUUUGUUAUGUACACUUUAUGCGAUGUUGCUAUUGCCUACAGAUGCACCUCGCCUCAAACAGGCGAUUCAUGAAGGACGCUGGAUCGACCGUUUGUACGUUGUGUUGGUCUCUCUUUGUCCUCAGGGAAUACGUGUUAGUUCUACAACGCAGGGAAUCUUGGGACUAGUUUCAACCAUUCCCAUGUUCUGUGUAUCGUAA
Molecule: messenger RNA, 741 nt
Organism: Trypanosoma theileri
Lineage: Eukaryota; Euglenozoa; Kinetoplastea; Trypanosomatida; Trypanosomatidae
Product: Gim5A protein
Exons: 1
Coding region: 1-741 (246 amino acids)
Source: RefSeq, a predicted model, not a curated record